UCCUCCCCGGUCGGGGAAUCCAGGCUUCCAGGCAGCCACCGCUCUUCUGCCCGACGAGGACCCCGCCGAGUAUCCAGCAGAGCCAGCAUGGAAGCGGAACCCACGGAAGCGGCGGCCCCGCUGCCUCCGGCGGUGUCCUGGCAGGCGGCAGUGGCGGCGGUGGUGGAGGAAGAGGAGGCAGCGCCCAGCAGCACGUCACUCACGGCUCGCGAGGUGGAGGAAGAGCUGAUCCUCCCCGCCUCCACCUCCCUGGGGAGCGACGAGGACACGGUCUUGCCACGCUCAAGCUCCUUGGAGGGGGAGGACGACCUCCCGGACCCCUCCCUGCCCUCCUCGUCCGAGUGGCCGGAGCCGCAGAGCGCCAGCCCCAGUGACCCCUCCUCUGCGCCGCUCGAGAGCUCCCCUUUCACCUUCUCCUUGCUCUCGCCGUCAUCGCUCUCCUGGAAGGCACCCUCCGACGGGCUGCAGCGACAGCUGGAAGAGGCCGAAGGCCGCGGGGAGCAGGGCGAGCGGACAAAAGCCAAAAAGAAGGGCCCACCGGCCAAGAAGGGCGCGCCAAGCUACAUGGUGAGGACCGUUGUGCCAGCCGAGAAGGAGGAGCUGGUGUCGGUGGCCAAGGCCAUGCACAGAGAGAAAUUCGCCAAGAGCACCAAGGAGCUCUUCCACCUGGAGAAGGAGGCGGCCCUCAAGUCCCUCCAGACAGGUCUCUACAUUGGCUGGCGCUGUCCUGAAUACCUUUGGGAUUGUUUCCGGGUGGGGGAUGAGUCCAAGUGCUUCUGUGGGCACCUGCUGAAGCUGCAUCAGGUGUACGUGGAGAAACGAGCCACUGUGCCCUGCACUGUGGCAGACUGCCGAUGCCAGGGAUUCCUGUUUGUUCCUUCAUGCCCAGAAGAGGUGGGCGAAUUCUGGCUUCGGCGAAGAACUGGCUUUGAUGUGGCAGCCUGGCGAGCAAAAUGCCGGUGCACGCACACACACGAGGAACACACGCCCAUUGGAGCACGGGGGUGCUGCGUCCGAGGCUGUUCCUGCAUGGCCUUCACCUCCAGCUUCCUGUGUGCAGCCUGCGACCGACGCUGGGAGGAACAUGAAACCUUCUUUGAGUCAGAGGAAACAAGGCGCAGAGGUGGCCGGCCUUACGGAGAAGCUUAUCUGCCCUUUGCUGAGCUGCCCGAGCUGCGUGGGGCCGUGCUGACGGGGCGCUCUGAGGACCCUUCCGCCUCCAGGGCUCUGCAGGGCCAGGCCUGUCAGGCCCUGCCCCCCUCCUCCGACUCAAGAGCUCUGCCUCUUCCCCCCCCAGGCCCCCGGCGGUUCCUGCAGAAGGACGACAAGAAGGCUUGAGGCGCCUUCUUCGCCCUACUUCCUGCUGCGCAUGGGAGGCACAAUAAAGAGAGAUUGCUCUGUGGGGGUCCUUGUGGCCGUGUCUUCAAAGCCCUGAGGCAGGGGAAGGCUCAGCAGGGAUGCCAGGCCGAGGGUGGGAUUCUGCUCUGGGGGGGGAGGGGGGGCUUGCAGGAUCUCCUUCUGUGCCCAACUGCAUGUGGACAUCUCCUACUCUCACUGCCAGCCCUGCAGGGAUGUUGGAGGGAAAAGAGACGGGCCUCCCCUUCAGAAAGCAGCCCCAACCUCCGGGACUACUCUGUGCUGCCCACUUGCAGAGGGGUAUGUGUGUGUCCUGUACUCCCCUGGGCCCGUAUCCCCCUUCCAGGGUCAGGGCAAAGGAGCCCUCGCUUGGCUGGAGUCCCCACUGCUUUUGUGCAGCUCCAGAGAGGAUAGAGCACAUGAGACUGAGGAGCUGCUGCCCACUGGCCAGUGGUGACCGCAAGGAAAGGGUCCUUGCCUGGCAGCACUGAGGGGCACUCACGGGGCUUUCCACCUCUCUCUAAGAGGGCAUCCAAGCCUGCCAGAACUGGCUGGGCUGAAAAGGCCUUUCUCUAGCAGAGGGAUGUGCUCAGCAUUCGGCUCUCAGUUGAGGCAAGAGAGUGGCCCCUGCCCUCCCACAUUUGCAUAAGGGACUUGGAGAUGGGGUGGGGGGGGACGGAGGCGUCCAUCCUCCUGAGCAGCAUAAUAAUAUAGGGGAAAUCCUGAUUUGCUGAAGGAGGAAGUCUGGAGCUGCCUGGCAGCUCUUCUCCUUGGUUGGCUCUGCCCUGGCGGAGCCUUUCAUUGACCACCAAAUUUGGAGGGGGGGGGGCACAAUCCAGGCCCUGGUCAUUGGGUCAUUCCCGCACAAAGGGUGGCAGUUAACUUUCUUGGGCUGGGUGGCUUGCUUUGAGUCUCCUUUGAGUGAAGGGCUGCACAGGCAACCCCCACCUCUUUUUCUCUUCUUCUGCCAAAAGCAAAGUUCCCCCCCCCCCAUCUAGAACUGGCAUGGAUCUCUAGGCCUGCCAACCGGAAACAAAAGUAGCAAUUUUGUUUAUCUCCUAAAGGAAGAAGCAGGAGUUGCAUCUGUGCUUCUCCUUAGUGGGGGACCUCCGUGGCAGCCUUUGUGUUGUUUUUGUUUUUCGACUUUUAAUCCCAGGAGGGCCAUUUGGGCUGUGUGAGCACAGAGCCAGGGCUGGGGGAGGGGCUGGGAAGCAGUUUAGGAACUGCCUGGAAGAUUGGGAUGCCUGGAGAGGACAAGAUUGGCCAAGCUGCUCCCCGAAAGCAGGAGAGGGGCAGCCUGUGAAGCCUCAGAGGGGCUCAGCCUUCCAUCCUGGGCCCUGCUGCAGUGGUGGGUUGCUACCGGUUCGGGAAGACCGGUAGCGGUAAUUUGGGCUGGUUCACCGAACCGCUAGUAAUUACUGGCUGGCCACACCCCCGAACCGAUCCCUGCUCACUCACCCCAGCCAACCGAUGCUCACUCGCCCACCUCUACCCAGUCACUCCUCACUUAUACUGUGUGGGUCUUUGCUUGCAGCUUGCCUGCCUGAAGCACUGUGCCCCAACUGAGCGGCCCUGAUCUGCCUGCCAGGUAAGCCUGCGAGUCGCGGCCUACCUAGCUGCCUCUGCCCCCCACAAUCCCAGACUGUCUCCCCUACUCCCUUCCCUGCAGCCCAUAGCCCUGCCAUGCUUCCCUGCCUCCCACGUUGCCUUCCCCGGAUCCCGGUGGCCAGCUUGCGAAGUCAGGCAAGUGGAAGGCCAAAUGGAAGGUAGGCAAGCAUCUCCCUUCCCCAAAUCCCUGCCAUGCUUGCCUGCCUUCCACGCUGCCUUUCGGGUGUCCCCAUGGCCAGCUUGCCACCCCCCCACCCCCCUUCCCUUUUACCUUUCUUUAAUGUACCCCGCUUCCCUCCCAAACUGGAGUCAGCUGCAGCCACCCUCAUUUGGGAUGGAAACACAGAGAGACUGCCUUUUCCUCUCUGACUUCUGUUGGCAGAGAAGCAGAGGUGGCAGCAGCAGCGGAAGGCAAGGGGCCGAUCACAGCCGGCGUGGUUACCCGGCGGGCUCCCUUUGCAUGGCUCCCUUCAGCGCUGCCAAACACACACACAAGGAGGCCUCCUUCGAGAGGCUUCAGAGGCUGAGGUUUUUUUUUUCUUUUCCUCCUCCAGCAGCCUCCUUGAGGGCUUUGCAAUGUGGAGGAUGCCACCUCGCAAGGUUUGGGGGAGGGAAGGGGCAUGUUAAAGAAAGGUAAAAGGGAAGCAGGGUGGGGUGGGACUUGGUCCUCCCCUCAGCGAUCCUCUUCCAAGCCCAGAUGGUUCCUCCUUUAAUACCUGGUCCUGCACUUGACCUGGCCGGACAGUGUUCCCCCCCCCAGCGCCCUCCCGCCUGUCCUUCCUUCUGACAGACUCCUGCGAUUUGUUAUGGGAGCCCUUAGCACACCUGCUCCCUUCCUGAGGCUAUUUGGCUGGGCUUGUGUGCUACAGGGGCUGUGUGGUUUUCUGGACUGCCACUGAGAGUGGGCCUUCUGACAUUUCAAAAGUGUGUAUGUGGGGUCCUCACUGUGAAAUAGGCCCCCAAAGCAGAUGAAAGGAGUCUGGGAGGGGAGGCCGACGCAGCCCUUUGGGUGCUGGGGUUACCCAGCCACCGAGCACUGGACUAAGGUCUGCCUUUUGCUUCUCCGGUAAGGAAUGGGGUUGCCUUCCCCAGUGCUUGGCUUUCGGGUGAAAUUCCGGGGGAGGGGGGGGGUACGGCGGCGGUCAAAGGAGCUGUUGGCUGGAUCAAGUGCCAUCAAGUGGAGCGUUGCAGAGACUGAAGGCCUGGGAGGGGGGGCUUUGUUGUUCAGGCCGAGAAGCGACGUGGGAGAGAGAGAGCAAGGUUUGCUGGCUGAGGAAUUCUGGGAGUUGUGGACUUCAGCUUAAAGUCUAAAAGUUGCCAAGGUUGGAGACCCCUGCCCUAGACCACUUUAGGAGCAAAGUGGUGGG
Molecule: messenger RNA, 4331 nt
Organism: Ahaetulla prasina
Lineage: Eukaryota; Metazoa; Chordata; Lepidosauria; Squamata; Colubridae
Gene: FAM221B
Product: family with sequence similarity 221 member B
Exons: 7
Coding region: 88-1338 (416 amino acids)
Source: RefSeq, a predicted model, not a curated record